Molecule: messenger RNA, 5042 nt
Organism: Hypomesus transpacificus
Lineage: Eukaryota; Metazoa; Chordata; Actinopteri; Osmeriformes; Osmeridae
Product: IQ motif and SEC7 domain-containing protein 2-like
Exons: 19
Coding region: 1-4962 (1653 amino acids)
Biological process (GO): actin cytoskeleton organization; regulation of ARF protein signal transduction
Molecular function (GO): guanyl-nucleotide exchange factor activity; protein binding
Source: RefSeq, a predicted model, not a curated record
AUGGAGUCAGGCCAGGGCCCGGGUCCUGGACAUGGUAGCCCUGAGAGCCCCAACAGGGCUGUAGAGUACCUUCUGGAGCUCAACAACAUUAUCGAGAGCCAGCAGAAACUUCUGGAAAGCCAACGGCACCGCAUCGAGGAACUGGAGGUCCAACUGGACCGUCUCAGCCAGGAGAACAAGGACCUGAGAUUAGACAGACGACAGCCCCCCCCUCAUGCCUGCCCCCCAGAGCCCCCCUGCCCCCCGCCUCCUCCCCUGACCAAGACCAACCCGCCCUUGGUAUCCUCAGUGCCCCUCCACCCCACCCAUAGCUACAACCACAGCAUGGCCAUGCCCACCCCCACCCCAACCCCUGCUGUACCCACACCGGCGGCUGCUCCACCACCCCCACCACCCCCGGUGCCGGCUAGGGAGCCCAGGAGCCACACCCGUGUGACUCGCGGGGUCUCCAUAGGGGGAACCAACUUUGUGGAGAAGGAGAAGGAGCGUCUGGAAAGGCUCCACAGUGCCAACGCUGCCAACUCAGCCAGCCUGCACAGACAUCUGACCGCUCACAGCCACUCCACCCACCACCAGUACUGCUGCCCCGCGCGCCUCCGCCUACCCAAGCCUCCCUGCGCCCUGCCCCCUGCCAGACAUCACGAGCAGGCAAGAGAGGAGGACGAGGAUGACAUCGCCCAUCAGUUCUGUUGCCCUGCCUCUGAGUGCAGUAGCCCCUCCUCUAGCCCCUUGGCCCCCCAGCCCCUUGGCCCCCCAGCCCCUUGGCCCCUCAACCCCAGCCCUCUGCCCAGCCAGCUUGGCCUGGGCCCCCAACGAACACGCCACCAGCCUGCAAGCCUGGCGCUCCGCAAGCAGGAGGAGGAGGAGAGCAAGCGCUGCAAAGCCCUCUCAGACAGCUAUGAGCUCUCCACAGACCUCCAGGAUAAGAAGGUGGAGAUGCUGGAGAGGAAGUAUGGGGGAUACUUCCUGAGUCGGCGCGCGGCGCGGACCAUCCAGACGGCGUUCAGGCAGUACCGCAUGAACAAGAACUUCCAGCGCCUGCGGAGUUCUGCCUCAGAGAGCCGCAUGACGCGCCGCAUCAUCCUCAACAACAUGAGGCUGCAGUACUCGUUCGACGACAGGCAGAACCAAGACCAGGGUCAAGACCAGGGUCAAGACCAGGACCAGGACCAGGGCCAGGAUCAGGGUCUGACUAGGUACUCCCACACUGGAGGGCAGCCUGGUGCCACCGAUGGGGGAGACAGGGAGGAAUACUCCCACCUGGAUGAAUCCUUCUCGAAACAGGUCAAGUCCCUGGCUGACUCCAUGGACGAUUCCCUCACCUGCCAGUCUGGACGAGAAGACUCUCAGGAGGGAGAUCCAGAGGAGGGAGGCGGGGAGGAGAGGGAGGAAGACUUCAGGGAGCGUGUGUGGGGAAACAACAGCAACACCCCCACCCCCCGUCGGGGUCUGGGAGGGGGCAGAGGCAGGGGAGGGGGCGCGCACGAGGACAGCACAGCGACCACUUACAGCGACGGCACCCUCUACAUGGACGACGGGAUCCCUACCUCCCCCAUGUCCAUGGACCGCCCCCCCAGCAGCACGGACACAGAGUACUGGGGCCUGGGGGUGGGGCGGGAGGACAGCCGGGAGACGGAGGGAGGGGGCAGCAGCACCAGCCGCCGCAGUACCCCCUGUACGGAGUGUCGAGACCACCGGCACCGAGGGGGGGGCCACCUGCCCGUGCUGACCAUCGAGCCGCCCAGCGACAGCUCCGUGGACAUGAGUGACCGGUCUGACCGGGGGUCUCUGAGCCGGCAGCUGCUGUACGAGCAGGAGCCCGGGGGCGAGGGGGGAGGAGGGGGAGAAGGAGGAUGCGGGGGAGGAGGGGGGAUGGGGGCGGGAGGGUCACCUCAAGGGACCAUCAAGGCCAAUCCCAAUGGACGCUCGGUUGCCAUGGCGCAGGGUCAGACCCGCACGCCGUUGGUCCGCCCUCACCCGUCACCCCUCCCCCCGCACCUCCCCCACCACACCACCCCUCAGCAGCAGCCCCUCACCCCCAUCCUCUCCUCCUCCUCCUCGCCCUCCAUGUGUGCGAUGGCCCCGGGCCUUGAGCAGCACCUCAUCUCAGACGGAGACAACGAGAGUCUCAACUCCACCACCAACUCCAAUGAGACCAUCAACUACUCCUCAGGCUCCUCCUCUCGGGACAGUCUGCGGGAGCCCCUCCCCCCUCUGGGAAAGCAGACCUAUCAGAGGGAGUCUCGUCACAGCUGGGACUCGCCCGCCUUCAAUGAUGACGUGGUCCAGAGGCGACAGUAUCGUAUCGGACUCAACCUGUUCAACAAGAAGCCAGAGAAGGGUAUCCAGUACCUGAUAGAGAGAGGCUUCGUGUCAGACACGCCUGUGGGCAUCGCCAGAUUCAUCCUGGAGAGGAAGGGGCUGAGCAGACAGAUGAUCGGAGAGUUCCUUGGCUGCCGACAGAAACAGUUCAACAAGGAUGUGCUGGACUGUGUUCUGGAUGAGAUGGACUUCUCAGGAAUGGACCUGGACGAUGCCCUCCGGAAGUUCCAGGCCCAGAUCAAGGUCCAGGGAGAGGCCCAGAAGGUGGAGAGACUCGUGGAGGCCUUCAGUCAGCGGUACUGUGUGUGUAACCCGGUCCUGAUCCGACAGUUCCAGAACCCAGACACUAUCUUCAUCCUGGCCUUCGCCAUCAUCCUCCUCAACACAGACAUGUACAGCCCCAACGUCAAGCCAGAGAGGAAGAUGAAGCUGGAGGACUUCAUCAAGAACCUCCGAGGGGUGGACAACGGCCAGGACAUCCCCAGGGACCUGCUGAUCGGGAUCUACCAGAGGAUCCAGAAGUGGGAGCUCCGCACCAACGAUGACCACGUGUCCCAAGUCCAGGCUGUGGAGAGGGUGGUGGUGGGCAAGAAGCCGGUGCUGUCCCUGCCCCAUCGGAGGCUGGUGUGUUGCUGUCAGCUGUAUGAGGUUCCCGACCCUAACAGACCCCAGAGGAGUGGGGUCCACCAACGAGAGGUGUUCCUCUUCAACGACCUGCUCAUGGUCACUAAGAUCUUCCAGAAGAAGAAGACCUCAGUCACGUACAGUUUCAGACAGUCCUUUCCUCUGGUCGACAUGCAAGUUCACAUGUUCCAGAACUCCUACUACCCCCACGGUGUCCGUCUGACGUGUGCCAGCCCGGGCAGCGAGAGGCAGCUGCUGAUGGCGUUCACGGCCCCCAGCCAGCAGGACCGAGGGCGCUUCACCUCCGACCUGCGGGAGAGCAUCGCCGAGGUGCAGGAGAUGGAGAAGUACCGCGUGGAGUCUGAGUUGGAGAAGCAGAAAGGCGUGGUGCGUCCCAGCGUCCUCAGCGGCGGAGGAGGGGCGGGGCCUGGCGGUCCAGGAAGUGACGGGGGCGGGUUGAAGACGGUGGGGGUGAACGGUACCCUGGGAAGGCCCAGUCUGGACGACACCUAUGCUGCAGUGGACGGCCUCAAACGCUCUGCCCUCAGCUCCUCCCUCCGAGACCUGUCUGACACAGGGAAGCGUGGGAGGAGGAACAGUGUGGGCUCCCUGGACAGUGCCAUCGAAGGCUCCAUCAUUAGCAGCCCUCGAUCCCAACAGCGCCCCCUCAUGGUGGGAGGGGUCCCCUAUGGCCUUGAAGACUACCGGCCUCAUCGCCCCAUCCUGAGCCCCGGAUCUGGGGUGGGGGGUGGGCCGGGGCAGCUUCACAACGCCACAGGGGGGCCGGUGUCCCACGGGGGCACCCUCUCCAGCAGUGGCAGCAGCGGGGGCCCGGGUGGGGGCAGCGGAGGGAGUGGCGGUUCCUUCCUGGGGAGCCUGUUUGGCAAUCGUCGAGCCAAAGGCCCCCCCGGGCCUCUCAUCCCCCCCGGACCCCACUACCCUGCACCUGUGGCCCCUCCGACCGCAGGGGGGCCGCCCCCACCCUCCCCAUCCGCCCUCAGCCAAUCCGACCCUGGCGGACCCUCCAAGAUCCAAGCUUUGCACGCCCAGUAUUGCCAUGGCAACAGCAGCAGCGCUGGCGGCAGAGUCGCGCAGCCGCCUCCGCCGCCCUACCACCAUCACCAUCGCUACCACCACCAGCCCGCGCCCCUGCCCAUGCCCACCAUGCCCACCUCCGCCCAGAACAGUGGCCACCACACCCUUCACAGGGUGACCACGUCGGGCAAACGCCCUGGGCAGGGGCCCAUUCCCUCUCACGGCCAGCUGGGCCAGCAGCAGCAGCACGGGCACAGCAGCCAUGGCGGGGGACAAGGACGCUACUCCUGCACCCCUCCCCCCCUCUCGCCUCACUCCCCUCACUCCCCCGUCCCCCCGCUGUCCCUCUAUCACACACACUCGGUACGAGGGGGAGGGGGUGGGGGAGGGCUGGUCAAACUCCCUCUGACCCUCUCCCACUCUCAGCCCCACCCUCACGCACACUCCCACGCUGCGCUCAGCCACCCGCACAACCACGUGGGCCUCGCUCACAGCCCCCACCAGGUGCCCCACCCGUCCCACCAGCCGCACUUCAUCUUCUCCACGCCCCCUCCUCAGACCCCUAUCGCCCGCCACGUGCCCCAGGCCGCCCAGUACGUGCCGCAGUACCCCCCCUCUCUCCUCCAUCCCGCCUCCUCCGCCGCACUCCCCUCUGCCUCCGCCUUCGCCCUCGCCCCUCGCCCCGCUCUCCCCUCAUCCGCAAGUUGGCCAGGGGGGAGGCGGGGCGGGAGGGGUGGGCAGCUCCAAGUCCAAGCCGGUCAGCCGUAUCAGCACGGUGGUGUGAGGGGGGCCCGGGCAGCAGGGUACCCUGACUGGCAGCAGGGGGCGCUAGUGAGAGCGGAGAGGGCCAGGAGGAGCAGGAGGAGGAGGGGUCAGGUUCAGCUCUACCGACAGGGCCGUCUGGUUAGGAGGAGGGGCAGGGGCAGUGGGCAGAGAAACCUGCUGAGCCUCUGUUAUUUUCACCUCCACUGCCCAAAGUAGCCCGACAGGCGGGCAGCCUGACGCAGCCUGACGCAGCCUGACGCAGCAGCCACAGUCUGGAUGAGGACCAGCCGGCCUGA